GUCAUACCUUCUGCGCAACUUGAUAGAUCCGGAAUUUAUUGAAAAUAGUAGACAUUGAUGUCGUGAGGGGAAAAAAUGGCUCCGGGAGGAGGUGAUUGUUGAGAAAUCGGCACAUAUCCGAUAUGUGACACAAGAGUCUCGAUGCUGGCAAUAUUGCGAUAUUCCUUCGCAAAAGUGUCUGAGGAAGAUUGAAUUGAAAAUACCGGAGAGACAUUUUGUGUUCGUGAAACGCGAGAUAAAGUGAUACAUUGAAUUGAGUCGACGUCUAGCGCGGCCCGGUGACGUUGAAUAUGUUGUGUUUUAAUGAUUUAAGGAUGGAAUGAGUUUAAUAAUGAGGGGACAGUCGUUUGUGAGAUGACUGGGUCACUCGGGGGUGAAAUCACUAAGUCUAGGGGAAUCACUGCGUUGAUUAAGACGAGAAUCACUAGAUUUUUAGGGGAAUAACGGGGCUUCAUUGUGAUAUCACUAGAAAUGUAGUGGGUUAGGGGAUUUCGGUGUGAAAUGAGUAGAAAUCGAGGGGAAUCACGGGAUUUAAUUAUGAAAUCACUAGGAAUCUGGGGAGUUAUGGGAUUUCGGGGUGAAAUCACUAGAAAUUGAGGGGAAUCCCGGGAUUUAAUUGUAAAAUCACUAGAAAUCUAGUGAAUUAUUAGAUUUCGUUGCGAAAUCACUAGAAAUCUAUCAAAUUCGCAGGAUUUCGUUAUGAAAUCACUAGAAAUCGAGGGGAAACACGGGAUUCAACUAUAAAAGCACUAGAAGUCUAGUGAAUUAUGAGAUUUCCUUGUAAAAUCACCAGAAAUCUAGCAAAUUCGCAGGAUUUCGUUGUAAAAUCACGAGAAAUCGAGGGGAAACACGGGAUUUAAUUAUAAAAUCGCUAGAAAUCUAGUGAAUUAUGAGAUUUCAUUGCGAAAUCACUAGGAAUCUGGCAAAUUCGCGAUAUUUUCUUAUGAAAUCACCAGAAAUCUUUGAGAAAAUACCUUGAAGGUUAUCGAUAACAAAUAAUUUAUGAAUUUUCGAUUUUUAGUUCCCACAAAAAUUAAACAAUUAAUCAUUUAAAAUAUUGUGGAUAUACAAUAAAUAAUAUUUAACCCAACAAUUUAUUUCAAUUAAAAGACGCAAUAGAUUUAAAUCUCUAAAUAAAAAAAUGAGAAUAUUCAAGAAAAUAUUUUCAACGUUAUCGACAAUAAACAAUCGAUAACGUUCGAUAAUAAACAAUUUGUCGGUUUUGGGUUUUUAGUUCUCACAAAAAAGAAACAAUUGAUCUUUUAAACUAUUGUGGAUGAACAAUAAAUUGUAGUUAAUUUUAAUAACAUGAAAAUCAACUAUUUUUUAAAAUUUGAAGACGAAUUAGGGCACGAUGAGGUACAGGAAAUUUCACAAAAUUUUUUAUUUCAUUGACGACUUUCUAUGGAUCGAAAUUACUGAUUAUUAUUGGGGUACGGUCGCUGCAUACGUGAUAGUGAGGCGAUACGGAAUUUUCAUAGUAACGCGCUUUCGCCUUGAGAAUAAAUUGUCCAGGUCUUAUCAAGCGAUGACGAGACAAAAGUCUCGUCGCGAGUGGGGGAAAAGAAUUUUUAGUUUCAGGAAAAAAUGGUCCUGAUCGACAUCCGCUUAUUGUCAUCGAUUAUUAUUAUUUUUAUUGGUGGAAUGUGUUGAUGUUGUGGUGUCGAGAUCGAAGCGGAUGUUGGAAGCGACGUGGGAACAGUAAAAUUCUUGGUUGUACCUCUUCUGCGCUCGUUGUCACAGGCCCGAUGACACCCCAUCCUGGGAGCCACCGGGUUGGCGACGCGCCUGUCCCCGUCCGUUUUGCCCCACAUACAGAAAAUUCGCCCGGAUACUCUGCCUCCUUCUCCUCGGUGUAAUGCUCUGGGGUAUAACGUAUUCAAUAGUGGGUGCGGAUGCAGCACCAGGUGGUCCACUAUUUAGUUUAGCGUGUUUAGCAAUAACAGCACAUUUUGCCGGAUGGAUUUUCUCGCUGACGACACUGCCAGCGCUCAUUGGUAUGCUCUUCACUGGUAUAAUAAUGCAGAAUGUGGGACUGGUCGACAUCGAGGGAUAUGCGCAUGUUAUCGCUAAUCUUCGGAAGAUCGCCCUAGUGAUUAUCCUCACCCGAGCGGGACUGGACCUGGACCCGAAUGCCGUCAGACGACAGAAGAUUACGAUGCCGAAAAUUGGACUGGUCCCGUGGCUCGUCGAGGCCGUCAUCGUGACGGUGAUGAGCAAGUACCUCCUGGACUUACCCUGGAUCUGGAGUGUCCUGAUCGGGAGCGUCGUGGCCGCUGUAUCACCGGCUGUCAUCGUGCCCUGUCUCUUCAGACUCCGGAGUAAAGGGUACGGAGUGGCGAAGGGGAUUCCCACAUUGAUUAUCGGAAUAUCUGGUAUCGACGAUGCUGCCUCGGUCGCUGGCUUUGGUAUUUUGAAGAGUGUUCUAUUCUCCAAUGACGCGCUGUGGUAUCAAAUACUACAGGGACCGUUGGCUAUUGUUGGGGGACUUGGGUUUGGUGCCCUCUGGGGAUGUUUGGCGAAAUAUGUUCCUGAGAAAGGAGAUCCGUUCAUGGUACCUCUUCGGGUGCUAAUGCUCCUCGGCGGAGGUCUCCUCGCAGUAUUCGGUAGCGAGGCCAUCGAACUCGGUGGAGCCGGACCAUUGGCCGUUGUGGCAGGUGCCUUCGUCAGCUGCUACUUCUGGCAACAGGAGGGAUGGGAAAUUGAUGAUAAUCCCGUGACGAUAUCCUUCGAGAUCUUCUGGAUGAUCUUCGAGCCGAUUUUGUUCAGCGUCACUGGAACCCAAAUAAAAAUCAACGAAUUAGACGGCUCCACCGUCUACCUCUGCAUCGCCUGUCUCGUCGCUGGAAUAGUUCUCCGUAUUUUUGCGACAAUUUUAGUCGGCGUUGGUUCACGAUUGAAUCUGAAGGAAAAAGUAUUCAUCGCCCUAGCGUGCAUGGCCAAGGCCACUGUCCAGGCAGCACUGGGUCCUGUCACCCUCGAUCAAAUAGACCGAAAUGAUCCGGAGGCGGUGCGAUAUGCUGAGACAACCCUGACACUCUGCGUCCUAUCGAUUAUUCUAACAGCUCCAACUGGAGCUAUAAUUAUCUCACUGACUGGGCCAAGAUUGCUCACGAAAACAACUGCCCUCGUUGUGCCCCAGGAGGGCUGGAGAUCCCGGAAGCAUUCCAUAAGAGACAUUUCCAUUAUCAACGAGGAUCCAGAUCUCGAGGAGAGCGCUGAUAGCAAGCCCUGACUCCUCGGCCAGAUGAUUAUCUCAUUUCUAUUGGACGAUAUUUGUGAAUCAUUGCUCUUUCGUUUUGGCAUUGAGCAGCCAAACUGUACAUAUUGACGUUUACAUCGGGAUAAUAACGAAUUGUAUUGAUUACGAAUUAAUUUUUUUUUUCAAUCUGUGGAAUAGUACCGCAGUAUUUGACGUCUAGUUGGAGAUUUAGGUGCAAUAAAGCUGUUGUUUUUAUCCAAUUGUUGUUUUUGAGAUGAUUUAUUCGCUUGAACGCAGGUUCAAGCGAAUAAAUCAUCUCAAAAACGUCUGUUAAAUGUCUGUUAACGGAUUUUGUAUUACAGAUUGUUCGCUGAGUGACACAACUUCAAUAAUUGGAACACAGAUCACUUAUUCACUGAAUUUUUAUUCUAAGAUUUUUAUUACACUGAAUUGAAAUAUAUGAAAAUGAACUUAAGGUUGGACAUGAACCGCGGAGAAUAUUAUAAUCGACCUGUUCUCCAUGAACUUGGAUACGAGACUAAAAACUACCUUGAAAAAUUGGAAAAUAUUUCCGGCAAAUUCAAGAAAAGGAGAGGGAGGUUGAGGAUUAAACUGCAGGUGAUUUAUGAUGGCCGAUGGAAACUAUUUCCAGGGAAAAUAUUCUGAUGGGGGCAAGAAACUUUAUGAGAGGGACGGAAAUGUAUUUGGCUAUGAUUUUAUGAUGGGAAAAUCCCAAUGGGAAUCCCCAGAUAUAUUAACACCCACAACUAACAUUCCGCGACGGAACACAGAUCGUUGGGUUCUGAAGAUCGAUCUCCGAGGCCGUAUCGUCUAUAUAGCAGACGACACAUUCGAGCUGAUAAUUAAAUUGACUCAAAACAAUUAACGACUUGUGGGUGGGGUAGUUGUCGUGAUGAUCGGCUCAACGAAAAAAUAGUCUUCAAGUUUGACCCUUUCUUACGGUUGCAAAUCGCAGGUGUACUCCUGGGUGCGGCAACACGUCUCCUGUACUGCUAUUCGCGAAAAGUAAUUCGAAAGCAACGAUGUUCUUGUUUAGGUGAAAGGAACAAAUAAUCGUAAUCACACUAAUUGAUGUUCACAAAUAAUUUUAAAAUCUUUAAUCUAAACAACUGUUGUAUUUGAUGUACCUGACAAAAUGAUUAUAAUUAGGAUAUUGGAAGAUCGAGAUCAGGACUAAAGACUGUCUCGACUAAUCUCUUCGGACGUCUUCACAUUCAAAUAUAGUCUCCCCACCACAAUUCCAACAUAAGAAUUUUUUUUUAAUUUCUUUUCGUCGGGAGGAGACAUCUCACUGUCCUGAAAUGUCAAAAUUCUUCAAUUUCGUGAUAGAAGUGUGUCCCGUCGCGGAAUUAUUCAUCGUGUUGGGGUAAUUUCAAAUUCAAAAAAAUAGAAAAACCCAGCGAUUCUUUCUAAAAUUCAACCUAGAAUUGGUUUUACUUUUUUUUUGUUUCUUUAAUUUUCUCACAUACAAAUCUUCAAAUUUUAAUCUUCUUUUAUUUUCAAUACUACGGCCACAAAGACCACAUUUUCAAGUAAUCCGUUAUUUCCAAAUAUUCCCUUCAUUUCAGACUGAAAGUUUAUUACGUUAUGACGGUCACUCGGACAGUUCAGACCCAGACACGUUCCAAAACUUGCGACGCCCUUUUCCACCUCCACCCUCCGAUCAUCACCCACUAUCCCUCACAAACGAAUGAAAACGUUCCUGUAUUUUUCUUAACCAAUUAAAAUUCACCAAAUUUUUCUGCACAUUCCACGUGGACUUUGAACAUCUAACUCGGCAUUUUUCUCCACAACUUCAGAAUCCAAUUUUCCUUGACGUUCUUUCGUAUAUUUUUCGUAUAGUCGAACUGUUACAACGCGUCGUUAUACCCAACUCCCGUAAUUCAAAAUCCUUUCACAGUCCAUUUCAUAAUUUUUAUUUUAAAAAGUGUUAAAUAAUUCUCAUCGAGUGUAAAUAAAGAGUGAAAAUAUAUUGAUAUUUUAAGGUGAA
This is a messenger RNA of Diachasmimorpha longicaudata, 5213 nucleotides long. RefSeq names its product sodium/hydrogen exchanger 9B2 (gene Nha1). Gene Ontology annotation, biological process: proton transmembrane transport. The coding region runs from base 1859 to 3235 and encodes 458 amino acids. Gene Ontology annotation, molecular function: antiporter activity. The transcript is spliced from 6 exons. Gene Ontology annotation, cellular component: membrane. The record is from RefSeq and is a predicted model, not a curated record. NCBI's taxonomy places the organism in Eukaryota, Metazoa, Arthropoda, Insecta, Hymenoptera, Braconidae.